AGCCUGGUGCUGCUGCGUGGAGUCCUCAUGGUGAGUCCUGGCUGCUUUCUGCUCCAUAGGAAGGCCUUCUGCCAGCAUCGUGUCAUCUCCAAUUCCUACUGUGAACACAUGGCUGUGGUGAAGCUGGUAUGUGAGGACACCAGUGCCAGUGCAGGCUAUGGCAUCUUUGUGGCUUUUGCAGUGACAGGAGUUGACCUUACAGUGAUCGUUGUGUCCUACACUAUGAUCCUGCGAGUGGUACUGAAGCUGUCAUCUUCAGACACUCAGAUCAAGGCCUUUAACACAUGUGUAUCCCACGUCUGUAUCAUCCUUUGUUUUUAUGUCCCUGUAUUAUUCACGUCUCUCACCCACCGGUUUGGACACAGCAUCCCUCAGCACGUUCACAUUUUGGUGGCCCACCUCUACAUGCUGGUGCCCCCCACAUUAAACCCCAUCAUUUAUGGGGUCAGAACCAAACAUCUCCGGGACAAGAUAGUUGUCCUCUUCCAGUGGAGGGGAAUCUGACACAUCUGUGUGCCAUCAACUGAGCCGAUAAGUGUUUGGUAAGUCCGGUAAAUUUUCAGUGUGAACGCUUUACCCUUUAGUUCGAGUCCUACGCUUUCUAAAUGCACAGUGUACAUGGAAAGCAUUCCUGCAGAUAUUACUGGAUUUUCUCUUCCUUUCAUUGUGUAAUGAAAGACAACAGAAAGAGUUCAGUCUGAUUUUUGCAUAACCCCUCCCAGAAUACAGAUUCCUGAAUGUUAAAAUUCUUUCACUAAUCGGGCAAAUAAAGAUUCUUCCUAUCUUAAUAUAGAAUCAUUGAAUCAUAGAAUCACAAAGCUGGGAAUGACCUGCAAGAACAUGUAGUCCAACCGUCCUCCUAUUGCCACUGCUAUCUCAAGCACUAAACCAUAUCUCAUAGCUCCCCAUCCAGAUGUUUCUUGAACACAGCCUAGGAUGGCAAUUCCACCACAUGCCUGGGCAGCCAUUCCAGUGUUUAACCACUCUCUGAGAGAAAAAGUUCUUCCUCACGUCUAGUCUAGACCUCCUCUGGUACAACUUGCAGCCAUUUCCUCGGCUCCUGUUUGUUGCUUGGGAGAGGAGGCCAAAACCCUCCUCAUCACAACCUCACUUCAGGAAGCUGUACAGUUCAAUGAGGUCUCCCCUGAGCCUCCUCUUCUCCAGACUAAACAAUCCCAGCUCCCUCAGCCGCUCCUCAUAAGGCCUGUGCUCCAGACACCUCACCAGCUUGGUUGCCUUUCUUUGAACACACUCCAGGGCCUCAAUGUCUUUCUUGCAGUGAGGGGCC
This is a messenger RNA of Phasianus colchicus (ring-necked pheasant), 1288 nucleotides long. Its product is annotated as olfactory receptor 52R1-like. Gene Ontology annotation, molecular function: G protein-coupled receptor activity; olfactory receptor activity. Gene Ontology annotation, cellular component: plasma membrane. The record is from RefSeq and is a predicted model, not a curated record. NCBI's taxonomy places the organism in Eukaryota, Metazoa, Chordata, Aves, Galliformes, Phasianidae. Gene Ontology annotation, biological process: G protein-coupled receptor signaling pathway.